Messenger RNA from Linum tenue, 1665 nucleotides. NCBI's taxonomy places the organism in Eukaryota, Viridiplantae, Streptophyta, Magnoliopsida, Malpighiales, Linaceae. The record is from the annotation of a GenBank genome assembly.
GCCGCCAACUCCAUUACCCACAAUAAUUUUAGCUUUAGGCCACCAUUUUUUUCUCUUCACCCUUCACGAUCUCCAUUCCUUUCCUUUACCCCCACGAACCCUUUUUCCCUCUCCGCAAAAUAUCCCAAGCUCUGCGCGCGGAGGGAAAGGGAAGGAAAAUCGCAAGAAAAUCCAAAGAGGAAAGUGAAGGAAAAUCUCCCCUCCUUUGCCGACGGCAGGGGAGACAUUUCUAAGAAAACAGAGGCCGGGGACAACAUACAUUCCUUCCCAUGGCGCCGAGCCUACGGGCCUGCUUCCGCGGCAGCAAGAGCUCCUCCGACCUCAAAAGAGACCAUCUUUCCGCCUCAACCGCAUCCCAGACCAUCGAAGCUUCGGCGGAGGAGCAUCGCCGCGGCCCUGUUCUAGUGGAGCUUUUCUCCUCGCAGGGAUGCGCGACCUCGCCGGAGGCAGAGGUGCUGCUGUCGAGGCUCGGGAGAGGGGAUUUCGCGCUGGAAGCACCCGUGAUCGUGUUGACGUUCCAUGUGGAUUAUUGGGAUCACGCCGGCUGGAAAGAUCCCUACGGUUCCAGCCAGUGGACGGUCCGGCAGAAGGAUUACAUUGAGUCUCUGAACCUCGACACCAUGUUCACGCCACAGGUCGUCGUCCAAGGAAGGUCUCAUUGCGCGGGGAACGAGGAGGAGUCAUUGCUCUCUGCCAUCAUGAGCGCCCAGAGGUUCCCUUCCCCUGCUUUUCAGGCGACGUUUCAGAAGCCGUCGCCGGAGACGCUGCUGGUGUCGUUGUCGGGGCCGUUGAGGAGCAAGAUUGACGGGGAAGGGGUGAACGUGAUGGUGGCGCUGUACGAGAGCGGGCUGGUGAUGGACUGCGAGGGCGGGGAGAACUUAGGCAUGGUACUGGCGAAUGACUACGUGGUGAGGAGGCUGGAGAAGGUUGCGACAGUGAAGGAUAUCUCGGCCAAGAAAGUGGUGACGGCGGGUGCUCAGUUCUCCCUGUGGGAAGGUUUCAACGGCAGUAAAUGUGGGGUGGCCGUGUUUCUGCAGAACAACCAGCACCAGAUUUUCGGGUCUCAGAACUUUCCCCUGCCGGAUUCCAUAUGAAUAAAGAGUUGAGUUCUUCUUCGUGUAUGAAAAAAAAGGGUGUUGUAAUCUUCAUCUGAUUUUUGAGGCUCUCUUAUGCACAGCCUGAUGUCUUCAGAUAUAAAAUUCUCUUCCAUUGAUUCGUGUGAAAUGAGAUUUAUGCUGAAUGUCUGAUUGCUUUCACUGAGAUUUCUGAAUUGUCUACAUUGAAGGAUUCACCUUCGUUUCCUUUUCAAAAAGAAGACAACUUCUUCAGGAUGAAUACGCUGCUGGCUCCGACUUUGCUGUCUGGCCAAGUGCUUUUCCCUCCGCUCUUUCUGAAAAAGAAGAAACACCCAAAUGAGAAAUUCUUGUGGCAGGCAGCUGAUCCAAAUGGGAUCUUCAUAUUUUUUUAUGCAUAUAGAGUAUCAUAAGAACACAACCCUCAAUAUCCUCUCUACCAUUACUUGCUCAUUUUGUUCUUCAAACUGCAUCCAUUCCCACAUUGUCAAACCCAAGAACCCAACUUUAUCACUUCGUAUUGAAUACCAAGUAAUUAAGAAGCAAAAGGAAUAAUGUUAUAGUGAAGAUUUACAAGCUCAGGAACACACUC